Lactuca sativa (garden lettuce) is the source of this 1156-nucleotide messenger RNA. Its product is annotated as protein BPS1, chloroplastic. The record is from RefSeq and is a predicted model, not a curated record. Lineage: Eukaryota; Viridiplantae; Streptophyta; Magnoliopsida; Asterales; Asteraceae.
AAGUAAUCGACAAUAUCAAAAAUAAAAAAAAACAUAACCAAUGAUUCUCCAAUUAAGUAGCCUUAGAUUCUCCAACCAUAAUAACCACCACCGCAUGUCGGAAGUAUCUUUAUCACCUCUGCAAGCUUUCCGGUCCAUUGUCACCGGAAACCUACACCCGUUACUGGAAAGUCUGAAACUUGGAUCGGACUUCUUGUCCUUGAAAUGGAUCCACGAAUGUUUUCAGGUGUUACCCAUAUUGAACAAUGAGUUUGCGAAGCUUAUGGCGGAGAUAGAUUAUCCAGUGAGCAGUUGGGAAGCUGGUUCCAUUGACGAGUAUCUUGAUUACACCAUGAGCAUAUUGGAACUCCUGAAUGCGAUUAAUUCUUCUCUUUCUCAUCUUAAUCAAGCUCGUGUGUCACUCUCACAUGCUUUGAGCCUUAUGGAAAGCACACCGGCUAUGGGUGUGGAACGGAUGAGAGAGAUUACGUUGCAUGAUUCCAUCAAGGGAUUUAAAGGUAGUGGAGGGGAUGAAGAAAGGAAUCGAAAAGGGAAAGAAAGGAUCUUUCAUGAAGCUAUUUUGGUAAUGAAAGGUACUGCUUUUUGGGUUUGUGGGGUUGUGUUAUAUGGAUUAAGGAGUGAUGUUUGGCCGCUUAUGGAGAUUAUGAAAAGUGGGGUGGUGGUGGAUUGUUGCUUGAUGCCUCUUGAUUCCAUCUUUAGGAAUAAGAUCAUUGAGAAAAGGGGAUUGGUAAAGGAAGUGGAAGAUGUGAAUGAGACUGUGCGUAUGAUUGUAUCCAAGGGAAUUGGUGAUUUUGAUGUUGCGAUGGAGUUGAAGAGAAGAUUGGAGAUGGUUAGAAAUGGGUUGAAGGGUUUAAAAGAAGAAGAAGAAGGUUUGUUUGCAGAGGUUAUGGCUGCUAGGAAUGAAGUGCUUGAGACACUUAGAAGGAAAAAUAAAUAGUUAGCAAUUACAAUACUUUUUUGUAUAUAACAAACGUAAAAUCAUGUAGACAUGCAAAAUAGUGUUGUAAUAUCUUUAUUUCAUGUUGUCAAAAAGAAUUAUAGUUGUUUUAGGUUUAAGUGGCAUCACGCCAAUGAAAUUUAGGAAGUUGCUAUUCCCUGUCAUUUGUAUUCAACUUUGCUUUAAAUUUGCUUAUGAUGUGAUAUGAAUUCACCGAUA